Prosopis cineraria is the source of this 3011-nucleotide messenger RNA. Its product is annotated as KH domain-containing protein HEN4-like. NCBI's taxonomy places the organism in Eukaryota, Viridiplantae, Streptophyta, Magnoliopsida, Fabales, Fabaceae. Gene Ontology annotation, cellular component: nucleus; cytoplasm. The transcript is spliced from 7 exons. The record is from RefSeq and is a predicted model, not a curated record. Gene Ontology annotation, biological process: regulation of gene expression. Gene Ontology annotation, molecular function: mRNA binding. The coding region runs from base 174 to 1814 and encodes 546 amino acids.
GCCAAGCGCAUUCUUCAUCGUUCGACCUCCAGGUUGUGUUGGUCAAAACAAGAAAAAAAAAAAAAAAUAACCCUCCAGGUUGCUGUGGACGAUUAUCGAAUUUCCAUAUUCGACGCUGUCAAUCUGUUCAUUAGUAUCUGACUAUCUGGACUUCUCCAGAACUGUUUGACCUGAUGGCGGGUCCUAGAAGUAGUUAUGGAAAGCGUUCCCACACUCAAUCUGACUAUGAUAAUGGAGGAAAUAAAAGGAGAAAUCCAGGAGAGGAAAGAGAGCAGUUCAUAAUUGAUGCAGAAGAUACUGUGUACCGUUAUCUGUGCCCUGUUCGAAAGAUUGGUAGUGUUAUUGGUAGGGGAGGUGAGAUUGUUAAGCAAUUAAGGAUAGACACUAAAUCAAAAAUUAGGAUUGGUGAGACUGUGCCUGGAUGUGAAGAGCGCGUUAUUACAAUCUACAGCUCAAGUGACGAGACUAAUGCUUUUGAGGACAGUGGUAAUUUUGUAUCACCAGCACAGGAUGCUCUGUUUAAAGUGCAUGACAGGGUGGUUGCUGAAGAGUGGCACAGUGAUCAGGACACUGAAGGAGGUCAUCAAGCCACUGCCAAGCUUCUUGUACCUUCUGAUCAAAUAGGUUGUGUGAUUGGAAAAGGCGGACAGAUUGUUCAGAGCAUCCGCAGUGAUACUGGGGCCCAGAUACGAAUACUAAAGGAUGACCAUUUGCCUCCUUGUGCCUUGAACUCUGAUGAACUUGUGCAGAUAUCUGGUGAUGCUGCAACUGUGAAGAAGGCUCUGUAUCAGAUUGCAAGUCGACUUCAUGACAACCCAUCGCGGUCUCAGAGUCUUCUUGCCUCUGCAGUGCCUAGUGCAUAUCCUACUGGUGGUUCGCUGGUUGGCCCAACUGCAGGAGGUCCAAUUGUGGGAAUAGCUCCUCUUGUGGGUCAUUAUGGGGGAUAUAAAGGUGAUAGUGGAGACUGGCCUCGAUCCUUGUACUCAGCUCCAAGGGAUGAAACAUCUUCAAAGGAAUUUUCAGUUCGUUUGGUUUGUCCAACUGGAAACAUUGGAGGCGUGAUAGGCAAAGGUGGUGCUAUAAUAAAUCAAAUUAGGCAGGAUUCUGGGGCAACAAUUAAAGUUGAUAGCUCUGCAACAGAAGGAGAUGAUUGCUUAAUAAUUAUUUCAACAAAGGAGUUCUUUGAAGAUACUUUUUCUCCGACCAUCGAAGCAGCUGUACGUUUACAGCCCCGGUGCAGUGAGAAAGUUGAAAGAGAUUCAGGAAUUAUCUCAUUCACAACUCGAUUGUUGGUGCCAACCUCACGAAUUGGCUGCCUUAUUGGUAAAGGAGGAACUAUUAUAACUGAGAUGAGAAGGCUGACAAAAGCAAACAUCCGUAUCCUGUCAAAGGAAAGUCUUCCCAAAAUAGCAUCUGAAGAUGAUGAAAUGGUUCAGAUUUCAGGAGACCUCGAUCUUGCAAAGGAUGCUCUUGUGCAGGUACUUUCACGAUUAAGAGCAAAUCUUUUUGACAGGGAGGGGGCUGUUUCUGCAUUUCUUCCAGUUCUGCCAUAUCUUCCUGUUCCAGCUGAUGGCCCGGAUGGUUUAAGCUAUGAUGUUAGAGAUGGUAAAAGGCAUGGACGUGGACAUUCUUAUUCAAGUGGAUAUGGGGGUUCAAGUGAUUUAGCUGCUGGCGAUGGCUAUGGAAGCUACGGUGGAUCACAGUUUGGUGGUAGCAGUGCUUAUGGGGCUUAUGGAAGUUAUUCUUUGGGACGGACUGGCACUUCUGGAAGACUCAUAAUUGAAGCUCGUAUGGACAAACUCGUUCUUGGUUAAGGACAUGCUUGUGGGUUUAGUUUGAUGGGAGGUAAGAAACUGUUCUCAUUAUGCUGUUAAAUUUUUAAUAUAAGCCAUAUAGUGGAAAUCUACGGUUGCAAAGAAGGCGCUAUUGGGAUGUGGUACUAAGUAGUGCCCUAUUCUAUGAAUUUGCAACAUUAUGUAUGCAUGGAUAUGUCAAACUGGAUUUGUAGGGCUUGUUUGAGUUUGUUUGGCUUCCAAGCUGCAUCUUGAAUUUAUGAUGUUCUUCCCUUCUCCCUUUAAGAAAGUGUGGCUUAAUUUUGUUAUGAUGGAUUGUUUCAGAUUGGUGUUUUUCACUUUGCAGCAUGUUUCUGGUAAGGGUCAUUUAACAUAGUUCAGAUGGUUUUUGUGCCCUCUGAUGUUGUCCAAGAUUGGAGAUGCUGUGUUAGAUUAAUGUUCCGAUAAAAUUUGCUUUAAUGUCUUUCUCUAUCCAAAUGCUACUUAAUCUCUUGUGAAGCUCUUCUCGCAUGCUCUCUAUUUAAGUAUAACGAACACAUGCUCAUUGGCUUACUCCUUGUAGGCUCAUAAGGUUUUAUGUGACGUCAGUUGCAAUUUGACUUUCUAGAUUGUGUCACAAAUGCAUUACAGUAAAAAAAAAAAAAAGUAAAAAAUUUGAAAUUUAUUCAUGUGACUGGCAUUGGAAUUGGGAAGGAAUUUUUUACUAUAAUGUGUUCGUGCAUUAUUAGUAUAAUAGUAAAAAGUAGUAAAUAAAUGUUAAUGGCCUGUCUAGUGCUUGUGUCACGGAUAAUGUGUUAAUUUUUCGUACAACCUGGUUAAACGUAAGUUGCUUCGUGGCUUUGAGAACUUCUUUAUAGUUGGGGUUGUUAUAGCGUGUUUUACCUACCGAAGACAGUCAUUCUAGACAUCUGAAUGGCGUUAGAGAUUGGUGGAAGGGGGGGGCUUUGCCUGAGGACUGAAUUUGCUGUGAACCAUGGGUGAAACGUCUUCCGGCUUUGUGAGGUGAAUAAAACUGCAUUUUGUAAUAUGAUAAGCCUUGUUUCAUGGGAUGUUGACUAUUUGUUUUAUUUUGAAUAUAUUUUUCCCUAGUAUUAAAAUAGGUGACUGUUAACAUCUCACAUGUAAUCUCCUGAAACUCUGCAUUGUUAUGUGGUUUCUGCCUUUCUGGCGGUCUUAUUGCUUGCCUAGUUAAGAAGCAAGAAGUGUUAUUCAAAAUUA